AUGGCCAUCUCACUUGCGCUCACUGCAGCCACGGGCACAACCGACCAAGUCCCGCCCACCGACGCGCAGCAGCAGCAGCAGCAGCAGCAGCAGCAGCAGCAAGAUCAACAAAUACACACGCCACACGGCCCCUCUGGCAUUUCUCCGCUCCUGUCUCAGCUUCAGGACCUCGCCAUGCAGCGGCCCGAUUGGCGGAGCAGCAGCAGCAGCAGCAAGGACAGCACGGCACCCCCCGAUGUCUCCGGCAGUCCUACAGUCAAAGAAGAAGAAAAAGUCGGCGAUAUCCCCCGCCGCAAGGUCCCUGUCCAUGUCCUCCAGGAUUACCAGAUUGGGCUCACACUGCUGCACCGGCGCGGGCAGCUGCAGAGCGCCUACCGACAGUCGCGGGUCGAGUACCUGCUGGCCCGGCAGGAAUCUAUGAAGGACAGCUACGGGCAACUGCUCCUGUGGGCUCUCGAGCGGUCAUCGCCGCGCACGGAAGACGAGGCGGAGAUAUUGACGGACCUCAAGCGACUGCUGGAAGCCGGGUUAGUGGCGAUUCAGCGCGCCAUGAAGGAGCCGCCGACCUUCAAGCUUACCGACGAGGACCUCCAGUUGAUACAGCUGAAUCAAUUGCGGUACACGAUGAGGGACAAGCACAACGCCGAGGGUCUGAUCGACCCUGACGAGGGAGUUAGGAAGACGUUGAAAACAAGGUUUAGCUCCGAGGAGAAGUUCGAAGAUCUGGGGUUGCACUUGAGCAGUCGGCUCGCCUGA
Aspergillus japonicus CBS 114.51 is the source of this 756-nucleotide messenger RNA. RefSeq lists its product as uncharacterized. Bases 1 to 756 code for a protein of 251 amino acids. The record is from RefSeq and is a predicted model, not a curated record. Lineage: Eukaryota; Fungi; Ascomycota; Eurotiomycetes; Eurotiales; Aspergillaceae. The transcript is spliced from 3 exons.